AUCUCCGUCGUCCCUAUUCUCAUAUCACCUUUUACUUUGUAGAGGAGUAUCUACUAAUUAAUUCAAACAAAUUAAGCGUUCCUAAUGUCGGCCCCCGGUGUUGGUUUUGAAUAUCCUCCCCAGGAGGUCUCCUGGCUCAAGCGUGAUGUUUUACUGUUUGCCAACAGCAUUGGUGCCAAGAACGACGAGCUUCACUUCCUCUAUGAGCUGCAUCCAAACUUCGCCGUUUUCCCGACUUACUCUGUGGUCCUCCCAUUCAAGCACACCGAUCAGGAAACAAUUGAUUUCUAUGCCCGCUCUCAAGCGAUACCCAUUCCCGGUGUUCCAAAAUUCGACUCCCGUCGUGCCGUAGAUGGCCAGCGCAAGCUCACUGUUUUGAAGCCUUUACCGCCCACAAGUGCGGGUAAGAAGUUCGAGUUGCGCAAUAAGGUCAUUGGAAUCUACGAUAAAGGUAAAGCUGGCACGGUUAUUGAGUCAGAGCAGUCUAUCGUAGAUAAAGAGAGCGGCGAAGUAUACACAAAGACCGUGAGCAGCGGUUUCAUGGUCGGGCAGGGCAACUGGGGUGGACCGAAGGGACCGAGCACCGUCAAUUAUCCUCCUCCUCAAGGCAAGAAGCCAGAUGCAGUCCACGUGGUUCAGACGACCGCAGAAACUCCUUUACUCUACCGUCUAAAUGGGGACUAUAAUCCUCUUCAUGCUACCCCCGAGCCCGGUCAGAAGAUGGGAUUUGGGGGUGUCAUUAUCCACGGCCUCUUUAGCUGGAACACUGCUGCUCACGGCAUUUUGAGAGAACUUGGGGGUAGCGAUCCAAAGAACCUGAAAGAAUUCCAGGCACGCUUUGCUUCGCCAGUACUGCCAGGUGAUAAACUCACCACUGAGAUUUGGAGGACAGGAAACAUCGAAGACGGAUUCGAGGAAGUCCGAUUCUUAACUUCAAAUAACAGAGGCAAGGUUGUGCUAAGCAACGGCCGUUGUCUGCUGAAGGUUACCGGUCCGACGAGCAAGCUGUGAUAGGUUGAGCUUUUAGGCGUUGUGCUUUGACUGGUGUUUUCUUAGUUUAUGUUAUGAUAGUUUCGAUGCACUUCUGCUGGCCUUGCAUGUUAUCCAUAUCCUACCUCGGUAAUAUUUGAAGCUUAACCAUCCAGGCCAACGAAGGAUAUUUGAAUUAAAACUUGCCAGAGGGCAUCCUUCCCGCCUCAAUUACCCUUGAGUAAACUGAAUUAGUCAAAUAAAAUUGCAGCCUAAUGCAGUAAUGGGUACUGUUAUCGGGCUUAUAUAUGGUAGUGACCAG
Messenger RNA from Aspergillus alliaceus, 1291 nucleotides. Its product is annotated as putative peroxisomal dehydratase. The coding region runs from base 85 to 1011 and encodes 308 amino acids. Gene Ontology annotation, cellular component: peroxisome. The transcript has 5 exons. The record is from RefSeq and is a predicted model, not a curated record. Lineage: Eukaryota; Fungi; Ascomycota; Eurotiomycetes; Eurotiales; Aspergillaceae.